This is a messenger RNA of Aspergillus puulaauensis, 1044 nucleotides long. RefSeq lists its product as uncharacterized. Bases 1 to 1044 code for a protein of 347 amino acids. NCBI's taxonomy places the organism in Eukaryota, Fungi, Ascomycota, Eurotiomycetes, Eurotiales, Aspergillaceae. The record is from RefSeq and is a predicted model, not a curated record. The transcript has a single exon.
AUGUCUGAAGUGUGCAUCCAAACUCCCUUUUCGCGCGACCCAGCUCAGCGGUUGCGCCAGAGGCCAAAGCAUCGCAACCACAACCACAAGAACAUCCAAAAGGCCCAAUCUGAACAGCCCCAAACCCUCAAAUCCUCCUCCAUCUUUCUCGACCACCUCUUCGCCCUCCCAGGGGAACUCCGCCUAGAAAUCCACCGCCAAAUCCUCGUCCGGCCAUGCAAAUACAACCUCCGCCACAAGCACACCUGCGACGGCCACGCCUUCAUCACCCACCACUCACGCACAUUCCACAAAACACAAACAGUCCUGCGCUGCGCAAACUGCCGCCCAAUCCCCGGCCACAGCCACAUGGAACAAACAUCCGACAGCACCGCGCGCAGCCAGUGGGCACGCCCCAAGACAAACCCUUACUUCUGCGACGAGUGCUACCCAGACAUGCAGUCGCGGUUUGGACACCAGCGGAGUCCCGUUCUCAGGGGUGUGCAUUGUCUCUGUGCGCGCCAUGACGGGCUCGGGUGGUUACUAGUCAACCGAAGGAUAUAUGAAGAGGCGGCGCCCGUUUUCUGGAAGGAGAAUACCUUUUCCUUUGAGGGGGCGCGGGUGCUAUCUGAGUUUCUGGAGGAGAUUCCUAGUGAGAAGCGCGCGAUGAUUCGGUCCAUUAGCUUUCGCGCGCCCGUAGCUACCUUUAUGGAUAUUGGGGAGCUGGGUCCGUGCUGGGCGCUUCUGCAGGGUUGUACGGGGCUGAGGGAGUUGGAGCUGGAUUCGAAGUUUCUGAACCAUUUUGAUUCGGUGCGGGCGUUGAACAGGCUUUGCAUUCCUGGUGUCAGGGUACGCUUUGUCCAGAUUGGGCCAGCGGAUAAUUAUAGGGAUCAGAUUCGGUUACGGUGUAUUUGGCCGCUGGCUUCGAAUCUGGAUGCAUAUUCAGACGAACUGGGGGAUGCGCUGGUGGCCAGUAUUCAGGGAGAGGUUUCUGAUGAGAGAUACCUUCGACGAUUGUUCGAUGAACGCAUCGGGAUCUUGGGAUUUGCUGUGGUGAUUAGAUGA